Vigna unguiculata (cowpea) is the source of this 2419-nucleotide messenger RNA. RefSeq names its product INCREASED PETAL GROWTH ANISOTROPY 1-like protein 2. Gene Ontology annotation, cellular component: cortical microtubule. The record is from RefSeq and is a predicted model, not a curated record. Gene Ontology annotation, biological process: protein localization to cortical microtubule cytoskeleton. Lineage: Eukaryota; Viridiplantae; Streptophyta; Magnoliopsida; Fabales; Fabaceae.
UCCUAGGCAUUCAAGCAGCAUAUAUUCCAUCUAAAGUGGAAGAACUAGGACUUGAUUUUGCCUAGCAAAAGACAAAGAAUCAAUGGGAUUUCUGUUCCUUUUUCUAUUAGAAUCUCACUGUACCUUAAGAGUCAUAGUGUCCUCACCCUUUGGAUGAGGGUCACUUUCUUUUUUGGUGGCCAAGUUAAGCACCAAGUUUUUGAGCUUUUCCAUUCCAUGUCAAACAAGUUUUUGUGCAACUCUACUCUCUUCAUUGCAAUGUGCACUUUAUAUGAGAAUAAGAAAGAAUAGAAAAAUCAGUGAUUGUGCUGUGUUGUGUUGUGUCUAAUCUUCCACACAGAAAGGUGUUGCAUAAAUCUUCUGUCUUUUCUAGGUGGCAAGUUCCUGCUUCAACCACCACUUGUAUUAUUGACAUUCACAAAAACACCACCAUUCCACUGACACAGAUAACAGGAGCAAUGAAACAAGGGUCACCAGCAUCACCACCGCCACCACCACCAUCACCACCACAACCACCACCACCAACAAAAAAUGUGAUCAGGCUUCAGAGCAGUUUAACGCCAUCAAGGUUAAGACUUCCUUCCAAGUACAGAGAGCCUCCAAGGACUCCACCAGAGGUUGUCAAUGGGGUGACAAGGAGAGCCAAGUCUGUGACUCCAGAGUUGAAGCACACUUCCAGGAUCAAAAGGGGUGUAGUGCCGAACAAGACCAAACCCAAUGAAGAGGUUGUGGGAAGCCACAGGGGUAGGGAAGCCGAAGAGGCUAAGGUUGUGUCUCGUUUCGUGAGGCCUCAUAUUGUGGAACAGUUUGUUAGGCCAAGGAGUGUGGUUGGGGAUUUUGCUAUGAAGAGGGAUAAGGAGGACCCUGAUGGGAAGAGUAAGAAGGAACUGAUGGAGAAGCUUGAGGUGAGUGAGAGUUUGAUCAAGAAUCUGCAGUCUGAAGUGCUGGCUUUGAAGGCUGAGUUGGAAAAAGUUAAGGGCUUGAAUGUGGAGCUGGAAUCUCACAACAGAAAACUCACUGAGGAUGUUGCUGCUGCUGAAUCGAAGGUGAUGAUGUCUUUGGGUGGAAGUGAAAAGAUGAAGGAGCCAAAUGCAGAACAUCAGAGCCCCAAAUUUAAACACAUUCAGAAACUCAUUGCUGACAAAUUAGAAAGGUCCAUAGUGAAAAAGGAAGCCAUUACUGAUGGAUGCUUUGUUAAAGCAUCAACUCCAGCACCAACAGCAAUUCCUACCAUUCCUGAAGCUGCUACAACUCUAAGAACAGGAAGAAAGCCUGCACUAAAAGCAUGUCUUCCACCACCUCCACCACCGAUGCCACCAUCAAUCCCUUCUAGGCCUGUAGCAAAAGUAAAUAACACACAAAGGGCACCUGCAUUUGUGAAAAUACUUCACUCAUUGAAGAAUCAUGAAGAAAUGAAGAACACAACAGGAUCAGUUAAACAGCAGAAACCAGUUGCUGUGAAUGUACACAGCAGCAUUGUUGGAGAAAUUCAAAACCGUUCUGCUCAUCUAUUAGCAAUAAGGGCAGACAUUGAAACAAAAGGAAAUUUUAUCAAUGACCUCAUAAAAAAGGUGGUAGAAGCGGCCUACACUGACAUUGAAGAUGUCUUAAGUUUUGUUAAUUGGCUUGAUGGUGAACUCUCAUCACUGGCUGAUGAGCGUGCAGUGUUGAAGCAUUUUAAUUGGCCUGAGAGAAAAGCUGAUGCCAUGCGUGAAGCUGCAGUUGAGUAUCGUGAACUUAAAUUGUUAGAACAAGAGAUUUCCUCCUUCAAGGAUGACCCUGAAAUUCCAUGUGGAGCUUCCUUGAGAAAGAUGGCCACCCUAUUAGACAAGUCUGAGAGCAGCAUACAGAGACUAAUCAAGCUGAGAAAUUCUGUGAUGCGUUCAUAUCAAGAUUACAAAAUUCCAACCGCUUGGAUGCUUGACUCGGGAAUCAUGGAAAAGAUUAAGCAGGCUUCUAUGAUUCUGGUAAAAAUGUACAUGAAAAGAGUGACAAUGGAGCUUGGAUCUGCUAGGAAUUCAGACAGACAAUCUAGUCAAGAAUCCCUUCUGCUUCAGGGCGUGCAUUUUGCAUAUAGGGCCCAUCAGUUUGCUGGAGGUCUGGAUGCAGAAACUCUGUGUGCUUUUGAAGAGAUAAGGCAACAUGUACCAGGACACUUAGCAGGGUCUCGAGAACUUUUGGCUGGCAUAGCAUCAUCGUGAGAGGCCAUUGAUAUAUUUUAUGCUUUCUUUUACCUUGUCCCCAAUGUUCAACACUAUUCACGAUCAUUCAGAAGAAAUAAGAAGAAAAAUGCAGAGAUUUUGAAGAAAGAACUUUCCACAGGGUGGUUGAAGAUGUUUAGAAGCUAAGUCUGGUACAGUUCAAUUGUUACAAGUUCUAUGGAUAAAAUCUUCAGUCAUUGAGCUUAAACAGUUUUUGA